Messenger RNA from Anopheles nili, 1609 nucleotides. Its product is annotated as myrosinase 1-like. Lineage: Eukaryota; Metazoa; Arthropoda; Insecta; Diptera; Culicidae. The record is from RefSeq and is a predicted model, not a curated record. The transcript is spliced from 4 exons. Gene Ontology annotation, molecular function: beta-glucosidase activity. Gene Ontology annotation, biological process: carbohydrate metabolic process. Bases 154 to 1515 code for a protein of 453 amino acids.
UCGGCGUACCAGAUCGAGGGUGGAUGGAACGAAGAUGGCAAGGGUGAAUCGAUCUGGGACCAUCUAACGCACGUCACACCUGACAAAGUGGCGGAUGGUUCGAGUGGGGACAUCGCCUGUGACAGCUACCAUCAAUGGCGACAUGACGUAGCAAUGGUGAAGCAGCUCGGAGUGCGAUACUAUCGCUUCUCGAUUUCCUGGCCACGGAUUAUGCCGACCGGUAUGGGCAAUGAGGUGAACGAGAAAGGGCUGCAGUAUUACAGCAACCUCAUCGACGAGCUGCUUCUCCAUGGCAUCGAGCCUAUGGUGACGCUGUACCACUGGGAUUUGCCACUUAGGCUACAUCAGCUUGGAGGCUGGAUGCACCCACAGAUCGUGAAGUACUUCGUGGAGUAUGCGAGAGUUGUAUUCCUCAGACUGGGCGAUCGGGUGAAAAUCUGGACGACGAUCAACGAACCGUGGCACAUCUGUGAGAAUGGGUACGGCCGAGAUGACAUGGCUCCAGGAUACAACUUCCCGGGAGUUCCGGCCUACAUCUGCGGGCACUAUGUGUUGCUAGCGCACGCAGAAACUGUGCAGUUGUAUCGAUCUACCUUCGCGGAUGCUCAGCAAGGCCAAAUCGGCAUAUCGCUGGACGCACGUUGGCCGGAACCGGCACGUCUGUAUCUGCGGGAUGAUUUGGAAGCCUCCGAAUGGCAACUUCAAUUCCACCUCGGUUGGUUCGCUCAUCCCAUUUUCACCGACCUUGGAGACUAUCCUGAGAUAAUGAAGCAACGUGUGGCGAACUUGAGUGCUGAGCAAGGAUUCGUCCAAUCGCGACUUCCGGAGUUUACGGAAGAGGAGAUUAAUCUCUUGCGAGGAUCAUCGGAUUUCUUCGCCCUUAACACCUACACGACAUCGCUAGUGCGCAAGAACGACGCGAACAACUCUGCUGGAUAUCCGACGCCUUCAUACCUGCACGAUAUGGGUGUGGUGGAGUCAUCUGAUCCCGAUUGGCCGGAAGCGGAAGAGACCUCGUGGAUUAAGAUAGUGCCGUAUGGAUUGCACAAACUCCUGAACUGGAUCAAGGAUACGUACAACAGUCCCGUUAUCUACAUAACCGAGAACGGCAUCGGAUCUGGUGGUGGGACGAAGGAUCCACAGCGAGUGAGCUACUUCAAUGGCUACCUAAAUGCCGUUCUCGACGCCAUCGAGGAUGGAUGUGACGUUCGAGUGUAUGUGGCCUGGAGUCUCAUGGAUAAUUUUGAAUGGCGCGAUGGCUACACACAAAAGUUUGGACUAUAUUACGUCGACUUUGACGACCCGAAACGCUCGCGAUACGGUAAAAUGUCCGCCAAAGUAUUUGAGCACAUCGUAAAGAGCCGUACGAUUGAUUUGAACUACUAUCCGGAACCGGACGUAUUGAUAACGUGGAAUAAGGCUAACGGAUAUAUGCCGUUGCCAGAUUGGUUGGUGUUUGUAUCUGUAACUGUGGUUGCAACCCUCAUGCAACGGAUGGUGCAAGCAAUUUGCUAAGAAUGCUUGGAAUAUUCUGUAGCUUUGUGUAUGAUGGUGUGUUGAAAUCACUUAAAUAAAUUGUUUUCUUAUAAGUGCCUGCGUCAUGCACACA